Molecule: messenger RNA, 2118 nt
Organism: Fusarium sp. VM40
Lineage: Eukaryota; Fungi; Ascomycota; Sordariomycetes; Hypocreales; Nectriaceae
Source: the annotation of a GenBank genome assembly
AUGAGUUCCGAAGGCGAGCAAGCUCGCGACAUCAAGAACCACCUUCUCUUUGAGAUUGCUACCGAGGUCGCUCAUCGAGUCGGUGGUAUCUACUCUGUCAUCAAGUCCAAAGCUCCCGUCACGACAGCCGAAUAUGGCGACCGCUACACGCUCAUCGGCCCCCUCAACCAUCAAUCGGCUGCCGUCGAGGUGGAGGAGAUGGAGCCUACUAACCCAGAGAUCGCUACUACUUUGCAGUCCAUGAGAGACCGCGGAGUUCAUGUUGUGUAUGGUCGUUGGUUGAUUGAGGGUGCUCCCAGAGUCAUCCUAUUUGACACCAAGACAGCCUACAGUCGGUUAGAUGAGUGGAAGGCCGACUUGUGGGAAGCGGCCAGUAUUCCUUCGCCACCUGGUGAUGAUGAGACCAACGAGGCCAUUGUUUUUGGUUACCUUGUUGCCUGGUUCCUGGGAGAGUUCGUGUGCCACGAAAAGAAGAAAGCCGUUAUUGCUCACUUCCACGAGUGGCUUGCUGGUGUCGCUCUUCCCCUUUGCAAGAGGCGCCGCAUCGAUGUCACGACGAUCUUUACCACACACGCAACUCUUCUCGGCCGAUACCUCUGCGCCGGCUCCGUGGACUUCUACAACAACCUCCAAUGGUUCGAUGUUGAUGCUGAGGCAGGCAAGCGUGGCAUUUACCACCGAUACUGUAUCGAGCGAGCAGCAGCACAUGCAUGUGAUGUUUUUACCACUGUUUCACACAUUACGGCGUUCGAGUCCGAACAUUUGCUGAAGCGAAAGCCUGAUGGUGUUCUUCCCAAUGGUCUCAAUGUCACCAAGUUCUCUGCCGUUCACGAGUUCCAGAACCUGCACCAGCAGGCAAAGGAGAAGAUUCACGAUUUUGUUCGAGGUCAUUUCUACGGUCACUUCGAUUUCGACAUCGACAACACACUGUACCUCUUCACUGCCGGCCGUUAUGAGUUCAGGAAUAAGGGUGUUGACAUGUUCAUCGAAUCUCUGGCACGACUCAACCACCGUCUCAAGGCUGCUGGUAGCAAGCUGACAGUGGUGGCUUUCAUCAUCAUGCCUGCUCAGACCACUUCGCUCACUGUUGAGGCACUCAAGGGUCAGGCGGUUAUCAAGUCCCUAAGAGAUACUACACACGUUAUCGAGCAGAGCAUUGGUCGCCGCAUCUUUGAACGCUCCCUCAAGUGGCACGAGGGUGACCCAUUGCCCGAUGAGAAGGAGCUCAUCUCUGCUCAGGACCGAGUCCUGCUUCGUCGCCGUCUCUUCGCCAUGAAGCGCCACGGACUUCCUCCAAUUGUUACCCAUAACAUGCUCAACGACCAUGAGGAUCCUGUGUUGAACCAGAUCCGUCGCGUGCAGCUUUUCAACCAUCCUUCUGAUCGAGUCAAGGUUAUCUUCCAUCCUGAGUUCCUCAAUUCUGCCAACCCCGUCCUCCCUCUCGAUUACGACGACUUUGUCCGAGGUUGCCAUUUGGGUGUAUUCUCUUCAUACUAUGAGCCUUGGGGCUACACUCCCGCCGAGUGUACAGUCAUGGGAGUACCCAGCAUCACCACCAACCUUUCUGGUUUCGGAUGCUACAUGGAGGAGCUCAUUGAGAACUCGAGCGAUUAUGGUAUUUACAUUGUGGAUCGAAGAACCAAGGGCGUGGACGACUCCGUCAACCAGCUCACUUCAUUCAUGUACGACUUUUGCCAAAAGAGCCGUCGUCAGCGCAUUAACCAGCGAAACCGAACCGAGCGACUUAGCGAUCUCCUUGACUGGAAGCGCAUGGGCAUGGAGUACGUUAAGGCUCGCCAGCUGGCUCUGCGCCGUGCCUACCCCAACUCUUUCAGCGGCGACGAUGAUGAAGAGGACUUCAUCCCUGGUGUCGAGCAGAAGAUUUCACGACCUUUCUCGGUCCCUGGUUCGCCUAGGGAUCGCACUGGCAUGAUGACACCCGGCGACUUUGCCAGUCUGCAAGAAGGCCGUGAGGGCUUGAGCACUGAGGACUAUGUUGCCUGGAAGCUUCCCGAGGAGGAGGAUCCUGAGGAGUACCCGUUCCCUCUUACGCUUCGAACCAAGCAGCCUGCGCCUCACAGCCCUUCAGACAAUGUCCCCGUGAACGGAACCCAGUAG